Messenger RNA from Anastrepha ludens (Mexican fruit fly), 1382 nucleotides. Its product is annotated as glycoprotein-N-acetylgalactosamine 3-beta-galactosyltransferase 1-like. Gene Ontology annotation, cellular component: membrane. Lineage: Eukaryota; Metazoa; Arthropoda; Insecta; Diptera; Tephritidae. Gene Ontology annotation, molecular function: N-acetylgalactosaminide beta-1,3-galactosyltransferase activity. The record is from RefSeq and is a predicted model, not a curated record. The transcript is spliced from 5 exons. Bases 278 to 1297 code for a protein of 339 amino acids.
AGAGCGGGCGCAUGCGCGCUGAUGAGCGCAAUAGAUAACUUGCCAGAGAUGCUCAUGCCGGUGACUCAGCUGCUGUUCAGUCGAUUCAAAACUUGGCUUAAUGAUUUUGCAGUUUGACUUUACUGUUUGCGAUUUUAUCGCUGUUCGGUUAGUCUUACAAUGUGAAUGAAAGGCGGCUGGACUUACGCCUUUGCUGGUGUUAAUUUUUGAGUAAACUCUUAAGGAAUUCACUGAUCGUUGAGAGAAAUACAUUUACUUGUUGGUAGCUGCCGAAAAGAUGUUCUUCCGAAAUGCCAUCUGUUUGUUGAUUGGCUUGAUUGUGGGAGUGCGUCUCACCGAUUUCUGGGAUUACGUCAAGUUGCAGCGACUGAGCAAGAAUGAGCGGCUGAAUUAUACAAAUUUUACACAUACACACGCGCUAGCACAGGAUGCCGAUACACUUCCGGAAUAUUUGUUUAACAACACUCGGGUAUUGUGUUGGGUCAUGACUAUGCCAGAGAACCAUUUGGAGCGCGCGGUGCAUAUAAGGAAUACAUGGGGCAGACGGUGUAAUAAGUUGCUCUUCAUGAGCACCGAAAAGGAUGAUUUUUUGGAAACUGUACGCUUGGAGGUGCCUGAGGGUCGCGAUUAUUUGUGGCAUAAGACGCGCGCUGCCUUCAAAUAUAUUUACGAACAUCAUUUAAACGAUGCAGAUUGGUUUCUUAAGGCCGAUGACGACAGUUACUUUAUUAUGGAGAACCUGCGUUCUUUUCUCUAUCAAUUUUCUGCAGAAGUUCCGGUGUAUUUUGGUUGCAAAUUUCAUCCAUUUGUCAAGCAGGGUUACAUGUCUGGUGGUGCCGGUUACGUGCUGAGCCGUGCCGCGUUGCUUCGCUUUGCUGAUGUCGCCCUCUCCAACGGCACCGCGUGCUCGCAAAAUCAACUCUCCGAGGACAAAGAGAUGGGAAUUUGUUUGCAGAAUGCCGGCGUUGUAGCUGGGGAUGCGCGCGACGACGAGGGCGCCGAACGUUUCCAUCCAUUGGCGCCAAUGCAUCUGAUACCUGUCGAUACGUCGGAAUGGUACCCGUUGUACCUGUUCUAUAAACGCGAUAAGAAUCUCCAAUGUUGCUCGCGCAGUGCCAUUUCUUUUCAUUACAUUAAGCCGAAGGACUUCUAUGUUUUAGAUUACCUCCUUUAUGUAUUACGUCCAUUUGGCGUUGGAAAUACGGCGUCCAAGUUGCCUGCCAAGGUGAAUAUGGCGUUGCUGAUGGACAAAUGGAAGCACGAAUUAUCUGAUAAUAUUUUUAAGGAUGAAGAAUAAAUAGCGUAAGACAAAUGUAUGUGUAUGUAUGUAUGUAUUUCUAGAAAAAUAUCUGAACAAGAUUAAAUGCAACAAAUUAAGUACU